AUGUCAGCUUCUAUGUUAGGUGUCUACCACGCUCAUCCCGUCUUCGCCAACACCGUCGAGGGCUUGCUCUAUCCCUUCCUCUUCUCCCUCUUCGAUUUUGAAACCCUCCCCGACAAGCCUCACAAGAACAUUGUAAGGAUGCUCAAAGGGAAGCCCUUUCGCAAGCCUGACAUAUCCAUCACCAUUGAUAAGGCCAAGAGCAAGGGCAAGGAUGGGUUGGUCGUCGACGUUGGUACCAACGUGGGUAUGGCCACCUUCGCCGCCUCUGCCAUGGGGUUUCAGGUUUUGGCGUUUGAGCCCAUGUUAGAGAAUUUGCAAAAGAUCUGUGAAGGGAUUUACUUCAACCGAAUUGCGGAUUUGGUCACUAUGUUUGAGGCCGCUGCGUCGGAUCGCGUUGGUAACAUUACCGUUUACAAGAAGCAGGCUUGUUUUAGUUGGAUACCAAUUCAAUUAGCUGGGAAAGAAUCAUUUGAAGUGCGUAGAGAGAAGAAGAAACGUAGAGAAAAUAACUAUUGA
Messenger RNA from Vigna umbellata (rice bean), 516 nucleotides. RefSeq lists its product as uncharacterized. NCBI's taxonomy places the organism in Eukaryota, Viridiplantae, Streptophyta, Magnoliopsida, Fabales, Fabaceae. The record is from RefSeq and is a predicted model, not a curated record.